Messenger RNA from Plasmopara halstedii, 1644 nucleotides. RefSeq names its product RxLR-like protein. The coding region runs from base 1 to 1644 and encodes 547 amino acids. The transcript has a single exon. The record is from RefSeq and is a predicted model, not a curated record. Lineage: Eukaryota; Oomycota; Peronosporomycetes; Peronosporales; Peronosporaceae.
AUGUUACGCCUCGCCACUGCUGCCUCUAUCUUCGCUCUUGUGGCCGCAGCUCCCGAUCCAAACCCAAACAAAGAGACGAACUUUUCCACAGUUCAUUUUGACAACUGGACAAAAUCAAUCAAAUUGAAUCCGAGAGUACAGCAUAUCCCGCUGAAUCCAGAAAAGAGUCGACUGCGACCUCCUCCGGCGCAUGUUCCCGAAAACUUUUCCAUGUUUGUCGGAUCUUCCGUCUUUCGAGAUGGUUAUCGCUGCGGCAAAACUCUAUUUACAGCGUUUCAACGUGCGACACACCCUGAACGUCUUCAGUUUGGGAUUCUCGAGCAAAUCUACGAGGGUGAUCCCACUUGCCUAAACGAAUACUGCAAGAUGGCAGCACUUGAAUGGCCAAAUGAUCCAGAGUGUCGAUAUGAGAAUCAGAUCACCAUUGACACCCGUGAUGCUGCUGAGUCUGCUGGGUGUACAACGGCGCGGCACCUACAGCAAAAGCUGGUAGGAAACCAAGAGUUUUGCUUGCAAGUCGACGGCCACAGCAUUUUCACGAACCGAUGGGAUGAAAAUAUUCUGGCCGAUUGGGUCUCAAUUAACAAUGAGAUGGCCAUUUUGACCAUGUAUCCACACAAUACGCACAAUAACAUGGUCAAGGAGAAUGGAGACAAUAAUGGAAUUAACUCAGUCCCCCACUUGUGCAAUAUCAUCAAAGGGGGCAAUGGACUUCCCCGUAUUAAGGCGGCAAGUUUGAUUCGCGACUCAUGGAUGCCACAGAUGGCUGCACUGUGGGGCGGUGGAUACUCAUUUAGUAAGUGCCAUGCCGAGCGAAAUGUUUUGAUCGAUUCACAUACGCCUUGGCUUUGGGAUGGCGAGGAAUUCAUGCGUUCAGCCAACUACUGGACGUCCGGGUACGAUCUAUACUCGCCAAGUAUGCUGGGCAACGUCCUUUACCACAACUACUCCCAAAAGCCCGCGAGCUUCUGGGUGUCCCCAAUAGAUCCUUCGAAAAAAAAUCUUGACACGGAAAUGAGUCGCAAUCGUGUUCGUCUUCGCAUCGGAAUGCCGUUCAAAGGCGUUGUUGAUACAUUUGAGCUCAAAAAGUACGAAUUUGGUCAAGUGCGCUCCUUUGAAAGCUUUCUUAAGUUUGCCAACGUCUCCUUUGACGGUUGGAUGAAUGACUCAAAUUCGUGCGGGCAAUUGCACUGGGUACCAUACGAGAAUGCAACCACUGUAGAAGACACGGUUGGUCGCGGUUGGAAAUUGAACGAUGAAAGGGUUGGAUUGAACGAAAAAGAUACUUUUGAAGCCGUUCGUCUUGGUCAAGAUACGAAUUUGCAACACACAUUAGCUUCGUCAGAUGAGGCCGCAGCCAACCAGGCCAUAUUAGCUCACAAAAUGCGUACCAACCUUGGUUUGAAAACUGCUGUAGCUCAUGGGACAGGUGAUGCUUACAAUGGUGAUCUGGCUGCGAAGUUGCGACAGGAAAUAGCGAGUCCGUUCAAAUUAAGCUCGGGAGCUGAAAUGUCAACGGGCAUUGUGGUUGCCCUUGUGCUUGCAUUUGUCUUUGUGACGCUGUCGAAUGAUGCAAAAUCACGCGUGAUUCGCAACCAAGUCUGGGUAAAACUAAAAAGCAAAUCAAGUCAUACGACUGAUUGA